This is a messenger RNA of Tigriopus californicus, 2883 nucleotides long. RefSeq names its product oxidative stress-induced growth inhibitor 1-like. The coding region runs from base 561 to 2654 and encodes 697 amino acids. The record is from RefSeq and is a predicted model, not a curated record. The transcript is spliced from 4 exons. NCBI's taxonomy places the organism in Eukaryota, Metazoa, Arthropoda, Copepoda, Harpacticoida, Harpacticidae.
UCGAGCAAGUCGAGCAAAAUAUUUGCAAUCAUGCAGCCUCUGCUCAUAUUUUUAUCGCCGUCAAAUAGUAGGGUUUCCCGCCAACGCACAAAUCUACUUACUCCAUGCCAACGACGACUUUCUCCUUCGGUAGUUGUGGUCCUGGAACCUGGAACAAGAAAGCCUCCACUAAAUGAUACACACGCCUCUGUCUCUGUGUGUUCUACUCUAUGUACUUGCAUUAGACAUGCAUAUAGCGCGCGCAUGCACGAAGAGAAGGCAGAUUGUUUCCAAAAGGAGCCUCCACCGGGCCUUCACCCUCGUUUUUGUUUGCCAGCCAAGUCCUGCUCUUCAGGCCCAGACGGAGGGUCUCGGUUACCAGAUCAAACCAGUUAUCACAUUUGUUGACCUUUCCAUACUAGCAAAUCUUCAGAUCAGAUGGAGCCGGUUUCUCCAAGUUUCCAGGCCGCCUUUGACAAUGUCUGCCCUCAAGCGGCCAUUGGAAAUGGAACCAGUGUUUAGGCGGUUGAGCCAAAUGACUCGUUGAUUAGUGCCGAGACGCGCCGUAAACACGGGGCAAAAUGCCGUGCCCCUUGUUGGACACGCCAAGUUCUGCGGUUUGCAACGCCAAGAAUAAGGACAAGAUCUUCGAUGUGCUAAUUGUAGGCAAUGGUCCUUCAGCGAUCACAUUGUCAUAUUUCCUGUCAGGCAACGUUCCAGUUUAUAAUGGAACAGUGGAAGAUCCUCUCCUCCACACUCGAUUAAUGGAUCAUCCGGAUGUGCCACUGGUUCUCCAAAGUAUCGAAGAACUCGCCAUGGGUUGUGAGGGACGCUCCAACAAUCCGGUGAGCGUAUUCUUUGAUUGUCUAAACCAUCCUGGAGCCGACAUGGGUGAGGAAAGACCUUCUUUGCUUCGUUGGGAAUCAAGACCAGACCUGAAGGUCAACCAUAUGGUCAUUGGAAAAGGCCGACCUGGCGGAUGUUGGCAAUCCAUGGAGGGCGACGUCCAGACCGUCAGUUUGGGAAGCUGGAUGGAACUUCCGAAUCGGACCAUGUCUGACACGAACUUGAGUAAUUUCUCGCCCACCAAGCGGGCCAAAGUGUCCUCCGUGGCCCAAUACUACCAAGAGUACGUCAACCACAUGGACAUGAACGAUCAAUUCCUUCACAACGCCACGGUCACUCGAGUCCACGAGAUGGUGGAAUGCGAAUUCCCCUCCAAGAUCCCCAGAAGCACACAGUCUACCUCCAACCUCCCCAAGAAUCAACAUGUCGAAGAGCAAAAUGCCGUGUUUCAACAGGAGCACAUGUUUGAUGAAGAGGACGAGAUUCAACCACCGGAGGGCUCGCUUCCGAUCUUAAAACGAUCCGAUUUCUGCGAGGCCGAAGCUCGGUGCUACUCUUGCUCUUGUUCAGAUUCUGGUUGUAGUUGUGGCAUUUCGGAGUCAACCUCAUGUUGCAGCUCGGGAGCGCAAGAGACGCUGGCCCCUCUGCCCAGGUUUGAGAGGUCCACAUCUUUGACCAGGAAUUCGCUCAGUACGACGCCUCACGGGCUCCAGAUCCAGAACAGUUACCGCCAAUUUUGCAUCCAACAGAACAAUCAGAUGGACCGGAAAUUCUCGGAUUGCCACCUCGAGGAGUACUCGGCCAGGGAUGGGGACGUGGAGGAUGUGAUUUGCGCGUGGGAUCCGAUCGUCAAUCCGGAACUGUUUUGCAGCCGAGGAUCCUACCAGUCCCACGGGGGUCUAUCCGUUUGUUCUCAGGCGGAGGGCAGCUGGGUCCGAAGACGGUCGAUCUCGAUUUGCUCGGCUCUCGAGUUUCCCCGUCCUACCAAGUGUACGGUCUCGGAAUGCUUUCCCAACACAAAUCGACUCUUUGCCAUCGAGGGCUUUACGACCGAUCCGGCCACGCACAGCCAGGAGCACUUUCAAGUCUGGACCAAGAACUUGGUCUUGGCCACGGGUAUGUUCGAUCGCCCCAAUGACAUCGACAUUCCCGGGGAACAAGAGGCCUUUGUGUACCACUCGCUCAAGGAUCUCGAGGCGAAGAUCUCCUGUCACGAUUUGACUCCCGACUCGGAUCCAGUUUUAGUCGUGGGUGCGGGUCUCUCAGCCGCCGAUGCGGUUCGGAUGGCGACGGGUGAAAACAUACCCAUUCUCCAUGCAUUUCGUCGGGACGCCAAAGAUCCCAACUUUGUAUUUAAGAAGCUGCCCAAAGCUUUAUACCCUGAAUAUCACGAGGUCUUUAGGAUGAUGACAACUCCUGUGGAAGAGACUCAUUUUCCCCAAACUCGUGAUCCUAAGUACCUGCCGUUGCCUGCCCAUCAAGUGCUUCACAUUGGGGCAGACCGAAGCGUGACCUUGGUCCACGCUGGACAGACCGUUGUCUUCAAAGUAUCGUACGUGGUGGUCUUGACCGGGUCCCUGCCAGAUUUGUCGUUCUUGGCCCCCAAUCUGUCGGCCAAUUUGGGCAUCCUCAAGAACGAGCCCAUUAGUCGAAACAACCCGGUGGACAUUGACAUCUUCACCAACGAAGUGGUUGAUGAGCCUGGGGUUUACGCCAUGGGACCGUUGGUGGGCGACAACUUUGUGAGGUUCCUCCAGGGCGGAGCCUUGGCGAUUGCCUCUCAUAUUUUACAGAAGAGCAACAACAUCAACGCUAAAACGUGUUCAUGAAUCCUCCCCGUCAAAGUUUAAAAGUCUAUGGAAAAGUAUAUCUCACUCUGUUAUAACAUUGUAAGGUAUUUUUGUUACGCGCAAUCGAUGACCAAACGAGUGGGAUUCACGUUCUCAAAUCCGUUGAUGAAAAUCUAUCUACGUAUAUAAUAUCAAUAUCAAAAUUUAGCUUACUUUCACACUAUGAAAGACACAUUCAAAUAAAUCAAUCUGUGAUUUUAAGGAUAAA